ACUCUCCCUCAAGCGAGUGAACGAAGAGAGCGCCCUCCCCUCCCGAGCGCACGACCAGAUCCCGAGCGCGACGGCGGGUUCCUAGCCAGCCGCCACUAGUGCCGGCCCUCCGCCGGGGCGCGCCCAGCCGGCCAAAGCCUCCGCUGCCCCGCCCCGAUACAGGAUCCCAGCAGUGCCUCCCUCCGUCGAGCAGCCGCUCCCACAAGCAGCGCCUCCCUCCCCGGAGCAGCCGCUCUCGCCCAGCAACUCCGCCGCCCGGAGCAACUCCGGCGACCAUUCCAUAGGUAUCUGUAUUGGUGCAUUUAACGUCUCUCCACCAACCAGCAACUGCUUCGGCGCCCUCUCUUCUCCGAUGGAGCGGCCAGAGUGGAGCCUCUCUGACUUCGAGAUCGGCAAGUGCAUCGGCGAGGGCAAGUUCGGCAAGGUCUAUAUCGCCCGCGAGAAGCAGAGCGGCUAUGUGGUGGCGCUCAAGGUGACAUACAAGGACAAGCUGCAGAAGUACCGGUUCCACGCGCACCUGCGGCGGGAAAUCGAGAUCCAGCAUGGCCUCGACCAUCCCAACGUGCUCCGCCUCUUCGCCUGGUUCCACGACGCCGAGAGAGUCAUCCUUGUGCUCGAGUAUGCCGCCCGUGGAGAGCUCUACAAGGUCCUCCGCAGUGUCGGGCACUUCUCGGAGCGGACCGCCGCCACCUAUGUAGCAAGCCUUUCUGGUGCACUGGCAUACUGUCACAAGAAGCAGGUAAUUCACAGGGACAUCAAGCCGGAAAAUCUGCUCCUUGAUAUCGAGGGCCGACUUAAAAUUGCAGACUUUGGAUGGGCGGUUCGGUCAAAUGCUAAACGUCACACACUCUGUGGCACAAUAGAUUACCUGGCACCAGAGAUGGUAGAGAAAAAGGCUCAUGAUUACGCUGUUGACAACUGGACUAUAGGAAUCCUGUGCUAUGAGUUUUUGUAUGGCUCACCACCCUUUGAAGCUGAAGAACAGCAAGAUACUCUGAUGAGGAUAGUCAAAGUGGACUUGCUGUUCCCUAAAACUCAUGACAUAUCUGCAGAUGCCAAGGAUCUUAUUUGCAAGCUGCUAGUGAAGGAUUCAAGAAAGAGGAUUUCUCUCGAUGAUAUUUUGAAGCAUCCAUGGAUUGUAAAGAAUGCAGAACCUUCAGGGAGUUGCAUUGAGCAAAAAGCUAGUGCCUAAGCUCCUUGGGAAUCCACGGUAUUUCUCGCUGGUGGGAGCCGCCCUGGAAAUUGACGAAGCACUUCUUUUUGCAAAAUUUGGCAAAGUACUUGUCUGCCAAUAUGCAAAACAUAGAAGUCAACAGUUAGCAUGAUCUGUACUAGCUUGGCCUUUCUCCAGAGAGAUUCUUUCGACCUACUACUAAUGCCCGCUUAGGGGUGAAUCUGUGUUCUGGAAUCUGGAAUACUAUUUUCAGUGUAUGCCUGUAACUUCAGAGCUCUCGUUUCCAUUGCUGAAUAGCUAGAUUCUAUUGUUACUUCUCGUAAAA
Hordeum vulgare subsp. vulgare (domesticated barley) is the source of this 1499-nucleotide messenger RNA. RefSeq names its product serine/threonine-protein kinase Aurora-3-like. NCBI's taxonomy places the organism in Eukaryota, Viridiplantae, Streptophyta, Magnoliopsida, Poales, Poaceae. Gene Ontology annotation, molecular function: ATP binding; protein kinase activity. The record is from RefSeq and is a predicted model, not a curated record. Gene Ontology annotation, biological process: protein phosphorylation; mitotic spindle organization; regulation of cytokinesis. The transcript is spliced from 8 exons. Gene Ontology annotation, cellular component: chromosome passenger complex; spindle microtubule; spindle pole centrosome. The coding region runs from base 353 to 1192 and encodes 279 amino acids.